AUGGCGAGCCCGGGACACCUGCUGUACGCGCUGGGCCUGCUGCUGUGCGCAGCGGGGACCCUCCGGCUGUCCGCGGCCCCUGCGUCCACCCAGAAGCCCAUCAUCGGAGUAUUAAUGCAAUCAUGCUAUACUAAGGAAAUGAAAAACCUGGGAAAAUACUAUAUUGCUGCAUCCUAUGUAAAGUAUUUGGAGUCUGCAGGUGCCAGAGUUGUACCAGUAAGGCUUGAUCUCACAGAUGAAGAGUAUGUAAAGCUUUUCCGAUCCAUUAAUGGGGUCCUCUUCCCCGGAGGCGGCGUUAACCUCACGAAGUCAGGUUAUGCCCGCACGGCCAAGAUAUUUUACAGCCUCGCCACACAGAGUUUUGAUGAUGGAGACUACUUUCCUGUGUGGGGCACAUGCCUGGGAUUUGAAGAGCUUUCGUAUCUGGUCAGUGGAGAGUUAUUGUUAACGAACACAGAUACUAAAGAAGUCACAUUGCCGCUGAACCUCAGCCAAGGUAUACUGCAGAGCAGAAUGUUCCGGAAUUUUCCUGCUGACUUGUUGCGGUCCUUAGAAUCAGAGCCUCUGACUGCAAAUUUCCACCAGUGGAGCCUCUCCACGAUGAAUUUUACGAAGAAUGAAAAAUUAAAGGCGUUUUUCAAAGUACUAUCUACAAAUACUGAUGGCAAGAUUGAGUUUAUUUCAACAAUGGAAGGGUACAAGUAUCCGGUGUAUGGCGUCCAGUGGCAUCCGGAGAAAUCUCCUUACGAGUGGGGGCCAUUGAAAGGCAUUUCCCACGCCCCCAAUGCUGUGAAGACGGCAUUUUAUUUAGCAGAGUUCUUGGUUUCUGAAGCUCGGAAAAACGAUCAUCAUUUUGAAUCUGUUGCUGAAGAGGACAAAGCACUGAUUUAUCAGUUCCAUCCUGUCUAUAGUGGAAACAUUUCUUCAUUUCAGCAAGUUUAUAUAUUUAAUUGA
Messenger RNA from Pipistrellus nathusii (Nathusius's pipistrelle), 954 nucleotides. The record is from the annotation of a GenBank genome assembly. NCBI's taxonomy places the organism in Eukaryota, Metazoa, Chordata, Mammalia, Chiroptera, Vespertilionidae.